Oikopleura dioica is the source of this 3291-nucleotide messenger RNA. NCBI's taxonomy places the organism in Eukaryota, Metazoa, Chordata, Appendicularia, Copelata, Oikopleuridae. The record is from the annotation of a GenBank genome assembly.
AUGGAUAUCCUCCAGUUGCUGUCUCUUGUCGCUUCUGCAGCGAGCCAAUCAUGCGGUGGAUCAAUCACUGGCGGAUCAACCGUUGAAAUCGUCACUCCUGGAGCGCCAAACCAAAUGUACUAUCAUAAUGAAAACUGUGUCUGGAAUAUCGCCUUUGAUUAUUCCGUAACGUCGUAUCAGAUAAGGCCAAUUUGGUUUGGGCUCGAAAGUUGCUCUGAUUGCAAUUGCGACACGGCUGAAAUAGUUGACAGAUUUGGAAACGUUCAGAACUAUUGCGGAAAAGCGUCACGUAAGCGUCGCGAAUCAGAAAAGACAAUUGAGAUUGCUGUGAGACGUGAUAAUGCUAUCACGACGGGCUUUCCAAGUUCCGGAAUAACUUUGCCAGGACGAACGGGAACAAUUUCUUUCAUCACAGAUGGAAGUGUCUAUGUCGAUGGUUUCAGACUUGAGAUUGUUCCCCAGCAUUGCGGAGGAGUCAUUGAUACUGCAAGAACGAUAGAAUCGCCUAACUUCGGCUUGGGAAACUACUUUGACAAUCUUGAAUGCGUCUGGAACAUCAAUUUUCCGUCUGCCGCCGCUAUCCAAAUUGUGUCAUCAUCAUUCCAGCUCGAGUCCGAAAGUACAUGCGGUUAUGACACAGUUCAGAUCAUCGACAACCAAGGAAUUGAACAAAAUUUCUGUGGAUACUCAUCUCGACGACGACGCGAUUCCGACGAACAGUCUGAAAAAAAUGGGCUUAGUGCACGACGAGCUAAUGCUGUUUCUUCUGGAUUUCCAAGUGAUGGCAUUGCUCUCAUCGGAAACACAGGAACAAUUUCUUUCAUCACCGACGGAAGUAGCGUUCAUCCUGGCUUCCGUCUCGAAAUUUCACCACUCGCUUCGAUACCUUGUGGUGGUACAAUUGGAGAAGGCGACGUUAUCGAAUCACCAGGCUUUACGUCAGGCUCCUACUUCGACAAUUUAAAUUGUGUAUGGAACAUCGAACUGCCAUCCUCUGCAGCUGCGUUUCAAUUAAUCGCAUCAACGUUCGAGCUCGAAUCUGAAAGCACAUGCGGUUAUGACACAUUUCAAAUCAUUGACAAUCGAGGGAGCGAACAGAAUUUUUGCGGAUAUUCUUCUCGGCGACGACGAGAGUCGGAUGAAUUGCUAGUUAAAAAUCGGCUCAAUACAAGACGAGAAAAUGCAUUCACAAAUGGAUUUCCAAGCGAUGGCGUUACCGUUUUUGGAAACACAGGAACCAUUUCUUUCAUCACCGAUGGUAGUAGCGUUCACGCUGGUUUCAGAAUCGAAGUUAUACCGCUCACGUCAAUCCCUUGUGGCGGAGUUGUCGGCGAAAGCGACGUUAUCAAGUCACCAGGCUUUGACACAGGCUCCUAUUACGAUAAUUUGAGUUGUACCUGGACCGUGCAGUUGUCCGAGUCAGUUCCCGCUUUCGAAAUCUUGCCUGUCUCUUUUGGACUUCAAAACUGCUCAAAUUGCGAAUGUGACAAUCUACACAUCAUAGAUGAGGAAGGGUCAGAGUAUCAAUUCUGCGGAGAUGAUGGUAUGCAAACAUUAGGCAUAAAUGGAAAUACGGCAACGAUAAUCUUUACAUCUAAUGGGGACACCAUUGACUCAGGUUUCGAACUGCAACUUGUUCCUUUGGAUGCCCCUCUUUCUCUUUCACCAACAGCUGCAUGGCAAGAACUUGAUGCUGCUUAUAGCAGCCUCUUUCAAGGAAUUUUCAAUAGCUAUGAGCUAAUGCCAAAUAUUCCUUCGAUCAAGAAGGCGAAUCGACUUCGAGAUUUUUUCCAAAAGAUAUCGAACUUUCCGUCUCGCACCUCGGACUCUUUACUUGUAAAAGACAGUAGAGAAGAGAAUCCGACGGAAUCAGAGAUUUGGCUGAAUGAAGAGACGAACAAGCCUGUAGGGUUUAUUUGCACGUGGGAAGAUGGCUGGUGCGACGGGUGGUAUAAUGUGGACCACACGAAAGAAGAAAAUUAUGUCCCGAACAAAUUCUUUGACUUGGUUGUCAGACAAGGUGCGUCAUCAAGCCCCGCAACUGGGCCCGCAUUUGACAGGACGCGCAAAACGGAGGAAGGCCAUUAUCUGCUGCUCGAGGCCUCGCAGAAAAUGUUUCUUUCUCAAGCCGAAAUCGCUUCUCCCGCCUUCGAUAUCACUGCUUAUGACGACUUCUCAAUGUGGUACCUGAUGUACGGCAAGCACGCUUACAGCUUGACAGCUUUCGUCUCGAUUCCCGUCCCAGGCGCCUAUCGAAAGCUCCUUUUCAAAAAAAGUGGCCAAGCGUCAAAAACCGCCACUCACUGGAUUUAUCAAGCUGUUACGAUUAAGAAGCCAGAUCUUGAGCCGGGCCAUUUGGUCAAUAUUACAAUCAACGCUGUAAGAGGUCUGAGUUACCAAUCUGACAUCGGCAUGGAUGACAUCAUGGUUCGCCCGGGCCCCUGCCCAGAUCUACCUCCCAAAGACGCCACUCCUCCUCCUCCGCAAACAACAGCAUCAACAAAAGCCGUCAAAUCAACCAUGGCAACAACCAGAGCGGUCGUCAGUACAAUGGAUCCGAUGGUGACUAGGGAGUUCAAUCCAUUUUUCACCACAAAAAUCGAAAGCUGCCAAAUUUCAACAGUCCUGGGGGACAAAACCGAGCAAUACAUUUCGAAUAUGUUUAUUUGUUGUGGAAAUAAAAUCAUGUCAAGACUGAACGGUUCAAAAUGCUGCGCCGGGGUGCAAUAUUUUGCGCGAAAACAAGAUUGCUGCGAAGGCGAGGUCAUCGAUAAGGCGGAGUUCAGUUGCUGCGGCGGCAAGAAAACGCCGGUCGAGCCAGAUAAAAUUUGCUGCAACGGAGAAAUCCGGCAAAAAGAAGCCUCGCUCUCCUGCUGCGAUGAUAAGGAAUUCUUCGAUAAGGGAAGCCAAGGCUGCUGCAUUGAUAAACUGUACAGCAAAGCGAGCAGUUUUUGUUGUGGCGGCUCCGUCCUGGAGAAAAACGACGACACGCAAAAAUGCUGUGGCAGCGGUUGGAAAGGGGAAAAAUAUUCUCCUGGCAGAGAAGCCUGCUGCAAUGGAAAUCUCUACGCUGUCGCCCAGUACGGUUGCUGCGGCGAAACGUACGUCUACUCAAAGCUUUAUGAAGAAUGUCACGUGCCUGACGCGGAGGAAAAUGAGAACGGCUCAUUGCUCGUCAAGUUGAAGGAGAAACAAAAGUGGCGAAAACCCUCCUCGCAAGCGGGUCAAUUUCUUUUCAAUUACAGAAAAAGAAGGUCGCCAGAGCAAAACGGUAGCCGCCGAAAUUUUUGA